AUGAAUCAGGAAGAAAAAGAAAUUAUAGGUAGUAUUUGCAAAGAGUAUAAAGAUAUAUUUUAUUGUGAGGAUAUUCCACUGUCAUUCACAAAUGAAGUUAAACACCAAAUUAGAACUAAAAACGAAGAUCCUAUUCACAUAAAAGCACGAAGAGCACCUCCUGCUCAAACAGCCGAAAUUAGAAAUCAAGUAGAAAAGUUGUUAAAAGAUAAUGUUAUUGAAAAAUCAUUCUCACCUUGGAGUGCACCAGUACAUUUGGUACCCAAGAAGAUAGAUAACUCAGGAAAGCAAAAAUGGCGUAUGGUCAUUGACUAUAGGCGGUUAAAUGAUAUAACAGUUGAUGACAAAUAUCCAUUACCGAAUAUUAAUGAUUUAUUUGAUAUGUUAGGUAACAGCAUGUACUUUACCACUCUUGAUUUAGCUAGUGGGUACCACCAACUAGAAGUAGAAGAAGCUGAUAAAAUGAAAACAGCGUUCAGUACACCUUUUGGACAUUAUCAGUUUAACCGUAUGCCCUUUGGCCUCAAAACAGCUCCUGCAACAUUUCAGCGAGCCAUGGACAAUGUCUUAAGAGGUCUGCAAGACUCAGGAAACGUAUUUAAUAUAGACAGAGAUAAACAUUUCUUACAAAAACUAGUACAAGAUCAUAGAAAAAGGUUAAAAGUUUUAUACGAGUAUAUAAGCGAAAAAUUAGAAACGGACAAAAUUAAAGUUAGAGAAAAGAAAGGUGGAGAAAUACCAAUACCAGAAAUAAAGGACGAAGAUGACGUUUAUAUGAAAACCACUAGAACUAGAAAAGCAAAAGAAUUACCGCGUUACGAAAAAGCUAAAGUUUCAGGAAAAGUUACUAGGAAUAUAGUACCAGUAGAUUUUAAGAAAAGAAAAACUAAAGUAGCUAUUAAGAAUAUUAAACGACCUCCGCAGGUGGCAGGUUGCAGUCGGAAUACUUGUGGGACUAGCGGGAAGAGUAUGCAGCCUAAAUCUGCAAAAUCUCAGCCACAAUCCAGGGAUAGCACCAAUUCGGAUGGGAUCAGCAUGAAUGGAUUAAAAUACAUACCCGUAGCUAGCUCCUGUGAAGAAAUAGAAGAUAACCAAUACCUCUGCAAAGAUACAAGCACGGUACCCUAUUCUCCUACAACAUGCAUUGAACAAAUAAUGCUCACAAAAGACGACUAUUCAGAAUGCUUCAAGAAACCAAUCAUACUGGAAAGCACGAAGAUACAAAAAGUAGCUGAUGAUACCUGGUUGUUAUACUCUACGAUUGACAUUCCCUUGACUGAGAGCUGUGGAGCAGAAAUCCAACAACACUUCGUAAAAGGAACUUACAUCGUCACACCAAGUCGAAACUGUACUACUCGCAUCAGAGAAGAAAUUAUAAAACCAUUUCAAACUAAAACACCCACAUCAGAUGUUUUAAGAAUGAGAGCGAUCCAGAUUCCUGAAAGCCACGCUGAAAUCAAGAAAGAAAUAAAACAAUCAGAUCUUCGCAACAUAGACUUAACGGAUAUCAAAAGUUUACUAAAUAGUGCAAAGUAUACCAUUGAAAGUAAUAAUGAUAGUGGACAGAUAGACAUUACAACAGAUAUAAGUGUAUGGACAUUAACCGUAAUAGCUGUAUUAAUUUUAAUAGGAAUUAUUGUUUCUUUAAAAAUAUUCAACGACUUCAUCGUCUCAAAACGAAAUCAUCCCCAAUCACCUGCUGUACAAACCCCAGAUGAUUUCGCUCUUAGGGAGGGAGGAAUGACCCGCCACACACACACUCUGGUCUGCCUAGUGGUACUCCUGGCUGUGACGUCAUCGGAGAAAGAACAAACAAGAUGGUCAAGACAGAUCAGCUCCUACACAGCAGACAUCAGCGACUGGGUGCCGUUACCAGGACCGGUACACAGGGAACCACCACAGCCCAAAAUAAACACACCAAUCAAGAGGCAAGCCGUUGCUGAACCAAGAAUACUCACGGAACCCUUUCCAGGCUUCGCCAGACCGACUGGCUUCGGUCAAGACACAUUCCCUUCAAGAACUUAUUUCAAUUCACCAGCUAACCAACAGCUUUAUCUGCAAUCUGUGCCAUCGGCUCCACAAAACUUCCUAACAGACCAAGGCUUUGGACAAAAUAUCAGAUUUGGCCUCAGUCAACCAAACUACCCCCUGAAUCAAGGAUUUGCGGCACCUCAGUAUUCUUUCGAGAAUCCACCACCAGUUAAAUCAAGGCCGCCAUCUUCGCCCUCGAAUCCCAUCAAGUUCGAAACAUACCCUAAACAAAGUAUCGCAGCUUCAAUUCCACAAUUAAAGCCUUUCGUUAAUCAAGUUCAAAAGAUAAAACCUGAAGAAGCUAAAUACCUAGACGAAAGUAACUCUAAUAGAAAGAAGGCACAAUCACUUCAGAAACUCAAGUUUGACACGUUUGAGAAAUUGCCCAAAACGGAACCAAUUCCACCGAAGCCAAAAACUCAAAAAGAAGAAGUUCAGUUACUAUAUGUGCCGCUAGAGUCAUUAAAUCGAGGACAGUUCAACUUCCGAGGUCCAAUAGCUACUCCCCAAAUACUCAACCCUGACCUUUAUACGCAAGGACUUCCUAAGAUUGACCCAUUAAAGCAGCCAUUCACCACAGAUUUUCAGAGACCAGUCACAAAACCCAUCGAGAACUUUGGAUCUGCCGGACAAGACUACUAUGGCAACUUUGACUCUUUGAAAGACUAUGACCAAGUACCGAAAUUCUCUACUCUAUCAUCACCGUUCCCUACUACAUCACCAACCACACCCAAACCAAAGAAAUUAAAACCGCAUCAACCACCGCUAGCUAUCUUCCAAGAAGCAAAGCCGAAUACCCAAACCAAAGUGGGAGAUGUAUUGUCUUCACUGAAGAAUGCCGAUACUAUUGCGGUUCUAGAUACUGUCAAUCCUCUUAACUCACCUAAGGUAUUCAUCGGACCGUCUUCACUAACACCACCUGAGGGCUUCGUAAAGUUUGAAUUACCAUAUUUAUCAAACAUAGAAAAUAGUGAUAAAAAGUUAAGACAACUUCCAUUUUUCGUGGCACCGUUGAGCUACAAUACGCCUAAUGGUUUUGCCAAGAUUCCAUUCCCAUCCCCUCAUGUUGGAUCUGUAGUUAUAAACUCUCUGAUUAAGGACAGUCCACCAAGUUACCAAAAUCAACAAUCACACUCUACGCCUCCAGCGUUCUCUCCCCCAUCAGUGAAUGUUGCAUACAAAGACCAACCCUUUUAUAAACCAGAACACAAACCUGUAACGCAGAAGCCUAAUGUAAACUAUUAUAGCACAUUGGCUCCUAAGACAAAUGCCCCACUAAACCAACAAUCUACAUAUUAUUCCUUUGAACCCCAGACAGUUACUUCUUUGGCACCUCAAUUAUCAACAUUAAAACCUAGCCCGCAAAAAGGAAACUACUUUUUAUCAAAUGUAAAUAGUGACGUUUACAAUCCUUCGCAAUAUGUAAAUAAUUUCCCUGUUCAAGACGACUAUAGGAACCAAGCACCGGUCAAGCCAAUUUCCAAUCCAGAAACGUCAACAACUCUAAGGACUACUACAACCACCACAACUCCUAAACCCUCUACAUACUCUAGCCAACUUUUGGAAACCCACAACCCAUACUCAAUCAAUCAAGCUUUCCACUUCAGUACGCCAUUAGAUUAUCAUAAUUAUUUCGAUGAAUUCAAAGAGACCUAUGCCCCACCAGGGGUGAGCCUUGAAGUACCCAAAGCUUCAACAAUACCUGUAAGCUCUACUCCUAUCCCCGCGAGACCACAUGAAGUUGUAACAGAGAAACCACGACAACAAACAUCACCGAACUAUGCACAAAAUUACUCACCAGAAAUUCAAUAUGAAUCUGAACAAGGUUCUCGUUAUCCUGUGUAUAAUACGAAUGACUAUACCAGCAAUACGGAAUUAAACUUAGCACCACAGCAACCGAAUAGUGUGGAAAAUGUUCAGCCAAUAUUACAACCAAGCUAUGACAAUCUUACGGAAACGAUUAUUAAUAGAAUAACAGGACCUUCAUCAGAGAUUGAUAGCUCUAAGGUUUACGAGCAAUACGAGACGAGUUACGCUUCUAAUGAUCUCUCGAGUUCGACAUCAUCAACUAGCACUACCACAACUACGACCAGACGGCCACCGAUAAGGAGUAGGGGCAGACCUAGAUACACGACGGCUAAGCCGGACUCCAACGAAUCAACAACCAGAGCAACAUACACACGCAAACCAAUAAGAGAACGGCGUCCACUACCAACAAGAUCUAGGUAUGAACCAAACAAAAUAUCAACUGAGAAGACCACCAGAAAAACUGCAGACUCCAAUGAAAGUACUACAAAAUCAACUAGAUCUAGAACCCGAGGACGUAUCCAGUACAAGCCUUCUGAUAACGAUGAGUACUACGAUAAGAAAAACAAAGGACAGAACAAAAAAGAAGAAGAUCUCGCAUAUCAGAGAGAUAUCCUGCACCAGAAUUAUCCAGUAACUCUAAUGGAAAGAACAAGUACUGUUGAUAUAGAAGCUAUUACUGAACCUUCUCCUAGAAUAUCCUCAACAAAAACUUUGGACGCAGCAACAGAUUCAUAUGACACAUAUGAUACUGAGAACGCAUAUGCACAUGAGUCUGCUGCGAUCAGUCAUUUAGGAAAUUCGGAACUGCGAGAUGAAAUACCUAAUUACACUUCAAGAGUAGAAACGCAAUAUGAAGACGUCGCUAUUCCUAAAUAUUCUACUAGAAAUGAAGAAUUAUAUCAAUCUAGAAGCAGUGCCGCACCGACGCAGUCAGUAGCAACUCAUGAAGAAUCAAUGGAGAAACAGGAAGACUUUCCAAGACAUACUACAAUCCAAAGAGUAGAAAAGCCCAGUGUUUCACCUUAUUCUACAGAACAACUUAAUGUUAACACGGAACAACCUAGUUACUCUUUGAAUAUCGAACGUAAUCCUAGCCAAGAAGAUGCUACAACAAACCAAGACUCAGAAGUAUCUAAAGUUGAACCUCAAGAAGAUACCAUCGAAGAAAAGCCAGAGGAAAAUGUUGUCCAAACUACACCAUCGUACAAUCGCGUGCGCGUACGACCUGGAGUAAUUAGGCAAUAUCAUCAAGCCUCUUCUACGGAAAGCUCUAAAACCAAAACUGACAGACGACGACCAGUUCAAGCUAUUACAUACAGACCAGCGUUUGAUAAGCGACGAACAACUAUGAGGAUUGAUGAAAUAGAGGCUGACCUAAAAACGAAACAAAUUCAUUCCCGCCCUGAAGUUCAGGACUAUAGACACCCCGUAUACAAGCCAGACUCAAAUACUGAAAUUUCUACGACAUCUACUACACAAGAGACUACAAAGCGUGGUCAAUUUAGACGUCGUAGGCCUACAUACACAACAACAUCCACAGAGGCUGCCAGCACCAAAAAAAAUUACGAAGUAAAGAAUCGAUUUAGGGGUCGUCGGCCAACUGUUGAAAAACCAAGUGAGAAACUAGACGUUCAGACCGAAGCAACAACUACUACCGUCAGACAUACACCUUAUAGCAGGUAUAGCCACAGGCCAAGACUAUCAGAGAGAUACAAUAAGAAACCAGAACCAGAAAAUAAUGAUUCUGAGGAUCAAGAUUCAAACUAUUCUAUCAACAGGCCAAAAUAUGUUGCACCAGAGAAUGAACAAUGGUCUCCCAAAAUCACAUCCGAAUCUUUCAAACCGUUUAAUCCUAACGACAUUUUAGAUGAAGCCAAAUUGGCUACAACAGAGCGGAGAUCAGAUAGGGUAGAGGAAGGCGAACUAGACAUAAUCACAGCAAGAAAUGACUACGAUGAUAUUCUUAUUUCCGUUACACCGGCAACAAACAACAGGAGUGUGAAAAAAAUACCCGACAUCCCACCUACUUUAGAGGCUUUAGUAGAACAAAGCAAAACAACGAACAGUGAUUCCACUGAUAAUAUGUCUACUUUUGAAACUAUGUUAGAAGAAGUAAUGAAAAGUUUAGAGGAACAGGAUAAAGAUGAAUACACAUCAAAUGUUAUGAAACAUAAAGGUGGUGAAAUCGGAGAAAUACCUCCUGAGAAAAUUAUUUCUUCUGAUGAUACAGAUCCAAAGGCGACUUCAGCACAAGACCAAGAGGUGACUACAACUGAACCUGCGGCUGAGGAUGCCACAAAAAUAAAUGAGGAUCAACAGAAAGGUCCCAAAGGCCGCCGCCGUGGUUUCUGGAAGAAGGUCAAAGUUCGUCCUAUGAACGCAGAGUCUAUAGAAGUUGCUGAAUCCCAGUACUAUUCGAAUACUGUGAAUAGACUGGGUGAAUCAAUCAAAGACAGCAUACAUGACAAAUCGGAAAAACAAAAUAAGCCUAGGAUUUCCGUAACGACAUACAAACCAAACUUCCAAUUCAUUAAAAAUAUUUUAGAAUCUGAAGAUUUAUCUUUCCCUGAAGCUAGUUCAAUAACGGAUAUUGAUAUCCCUAAAGUAACACAGAGUGUAUCUACCAAGAAUAAUCUAGAUAAUGAAGAAACAAAGAAAACAACGGCUGUGGGUGAAGUAACAACGGAGAAGGUAACAAGCCUAGGUGAUGAAGAUCUCGGCACCGGAUCUCCUGAUUCUACUAUGAUGGACAAUAUGUAUUACAGUACACCUACUGAACCGACAGCGAGUGAUAAUAUGUUUGGUAUGUUAAAUAAAGCAGACAGCUUUAGCUUAAUGGACUAUCUUUUCGGCUCAACUUCAAGCGAUCAUGUCAGUCAAAAAGACAAUAGUAAUGAAACAACUACCGAAGAUUCUAAAAAGACUACAGCUGUUGAUAAUUCCGAAACUACGACUGAACAGAUCAAGUCCAAGAUUGUGACGACAGAAACUUCAUACAUACCUGAAGAAAUUACAAGCAUACCUUCAGAAGAAAGCAAUACUGAGUCUCUUGAAAAAUUUGAUGACAUUAAAAAAGUAAUUGAAAAAGAAAACAGUAAUACAACAGUAACAGAGGUACCGUCUGAAGCUACGUCCUCGGAAUCCAGUUUCAUGAAUCCAUCUAACGUUGUCAGCACUUCUAUGUCUACAGAAAUUUCUCAUGAAACAGAAAUUUGCUUCAGAGGCAAGUGCAUAAAAACUAGCAAAGAUAUUUUAUAAAAGAAAAUAGUGCUAAAAAGACUUGUGUUCAAAGUGAAAGACAUUAGAUAAGUGAUGUGAAAAUUACGACUUUCAAAUAUUGCUACUCGUAUUGGGUAUUUCUUUGAUAUUUAAGUCAAUGUAAUCUUUAGGUUAUUUAUUUUAUUUCUUGGUGAAAUUUUGUAAAUAGCAGAAUACAACGCUCUUUACUUGAUUCCACCUAUUUUACUAACUUUAUUAAUCUAAUUGAUACCAGCUUAUAGUGUUGUGGCCACGACUAGAAGCUAUGUAAUGUAAUAUAUUAAAUAUUUUAAAAUA
Amyelois transitella is the source of this 7395-nucleotide messenger RNA. Its product is annotated as mucin-2. The record is from RefSeq and is a predicted model, not a curated record. Bases 1 to 7098 code for a protein of 2365 amino acids. NCBI's taxonomy places the organism in Eukaryota, Metazoa, Arthropoda, Insecta, Lepidoptera, Pyralidae. The transcript is spliced from 5 exons.